Molecule: messenger RNA, 1038 nt
Organism: Uloborus diversus
Lineage: Eukaryota; Metazoa; Arthropoda; Arachnida; Araneae; Uloboridae
Product: DNA polymerase delta subunit 3-like
Exons: 10
Coding region: 1-1038 (345 amino acids)
Biological process (GO): DNA replication
Cellular component (GO): delta DNA polymerase complex; nucleus
Source: RefSeq, a predicted model, not a curated record
AUGACUCACAUGAAUUCUUUGGAUGAAUGUGCCUUAUACACAACUGACAUUUCAUAUAAUAGGAAUGCUGAAGAACUGGAAAAGUACUCUGCAAUAAAACAUCCAAGUGUUAAAAUACAAGCACCUACAUUUAAAGUUGAUUUUGCUAAAACUGAUGCUAAGAAUAGUGGAUCAAAAAUCCAGAACACAAGUUUAGGUAAUGGUAACUUGAAUCCAGUUUCGCAGAAAGUUGAAGAUAAAAUAGAGAAAAAUGUGUUAAGUGUGGAAUCAAAUGAGAAAGUUGCUGGUGGAUCUGCAGCUAGUACCUCAUCUAACACGAAAGGAAAGGUUACAACUGACGUACCUGUAAAGAGUGUGGGUAAAAACAAUAUAAUGAGUAUGUUUUCUAAACAAGCAGAGAAAAAUGUUUUAAGUAUGAAAAAAAUCGAUUCCCCUCCAUCAGCGAAGGAAGAAACAAUAAUCCCUAAAAUUGAAACUGAAGAAAAGUCUCUGCCAACCAUAUCUAAAAAGUCAAAUUCACAAAAUACAAAAUCAUCGCAAAAGAGAAAAUCCAGUGAACGACAACUGAAUAAGAAAUCCAAACAUAAAAGGGAUAGUGAUUCAGAAGAAGAAAUGCAGCCUAAGAAGAAGAAGCAGCACAGGAGGAUUUGUACGUUUGAAGAUUCAGAUUCUGAUAGUGAAAAUGAAGAAAUGCAAGAUAAAGCUCAAAGAAAUGUUCUUAAUUCACCUGAUGAAAUUUUCACAGCUGCUGUUGCAAGUGAUGACAGUGAAGAAUCUAUACCUCCUACUCCUCCUGUACAUAAUGCUGUCAAAAUCAAAGGCAAAGUUUGGAAAACAGUUCAGAAAACAUAUCAGGAUGAUGAUGGGUUCUUUGUUACUAAGAAAGAAAAAGAAUUGGUUACUGCAUCUGAAGAUAGUGAUGAAGAUCCUCUAAAAAUAUCAAAUGUGAAAGAAGUACCUGCAAAAAAAUCACCUAGCAAAACUGUUCAUACUGCAAAAAAGCAAGCUUCUUUAACAAAUUAUUUUAAUAGAAAGUAA